AUGAACCGUCCUUUUGAACUCAGCUUGUCUGUUAGGGAAAUAAAUCGAACAGAAGAGACGCAAGCCUAUCACCUAGAGGACCAAUACAAGAUCAAUGUUACCUUGGAGCACAACAUAUACAGUUUAUUACAUCUGAUAUGGCUCUUUUCUGCAGAUCGAUCUUUGAAGCCCAUGCUUUUAAAAAUAUAUUAUCAAGAAAGAAGAAUCUAUGGACCAGAGAGAUUAUGUGAUGUUCUCGACACCUCCGAAGUUCCUACAGACAUAUCCGAAGAUGAUUUUGUAUUAGAAGUCGACUACGAAAUGUUUGAUCAUCCAUCUCUAGGAGUUGCUGAGCCGGUUGAAGAUCUCUUCGACUUAGAAGUGCGUUGGAAUGAUUUUCAUGGCCGAAUCCAUACUCUGAGAUAUCGAGAAGGGUUGUUGUUCGAAGUGCGGACUCUAAAAGAUUACAUUAUUCAAGAUAGUGAAAGGUAUGCCAAUUCGAGAAUGAUCGAUCAAGGGUCAUUAACAGUGAAACUUCAACCCUCCGGCAAGAUACUUGAUGAUCUGUUUAAUAUGCGCAGAAAUUUGGGUUUGGAUGUCACUCCCUUACACCCUGUCGCAAUUGAAGUACAGAUAUCAUUUAACACGAGAUUCCACAUCAAGGUCGAGUCUAAUAUAAGCCAGCUUCAAGAGGAGUCCAGUUUGUUUGAGGUCAAUAACGGCACUACCGUUUCAGAAUUAAGACGUCAGAUCAUUGCGAGACUAGACCAGUUUUCGGUAAGAAGAACUUUCGAGGAUGAGUUGAUAAUGUUCUACCAGGAAUUAGCCCUUACUGGAACCGGUAAUUUGAUGUUGGAGUUGGGAACGAGACCGACUCAAGCACAAAACAAAAUCUACAAGAUCAGAGUAGAUACUUCCUCUACUGUUAGCGGGUCUAAUGGGUUAUUAAGCCGUGAAUUUUUGAAUGACCUCAGAGGACCCAACCGAUUUGAAUUCUUGCCACGAAGACCAGCACAGCAAAACGGCUCUGUGCAACCAGAACAGCCAAUCCUACCCAUUGAUCCAACCAGAAUUGUUUUUGAGAACGGCGUUGAAUGGAACCUUGCAGGCGAGACUUACGAGAGAAUACGUCCCAAUCCCAACACUCUCACCACCACCGAAAGGAACCAACAGGAGUUGUUGGUUGAUCAAUCGGAUAUCUCGAGUUUGGACUACGAGUUUUCGUUAAAGAUCGAGGAUCAAGUCAAGCUGGUCUCUUUGAAUACCUCGCAGUGUAUUAUCGUUGACAAGGGCGACCAUACUCCAUAUUUGUUGCUAAAUCCAUCAGGGGCAGCGAAGCUAUGCCUGCACUUUGGGCUUCCCAAUGGCGAUGCGUUGAUCCAGCAAGUGCAAGUGUUGAUGUACGAGCCGGCAAAUCGUCCAGGAAAUGCCAGCAACCAACCCCCCUCCGUACCCACACCAUUACCCACACCUACCACCAACAAUUCCACAGGGACCUCAGGGAACAGCGCACCACGUCCCAGUGCUGAUGGAGCGACGGCUGCGUUGGUGCGGGUGUUCAAUCUCUUGUUUGUGGGAUACGAAGCGCCUGGCAACCGAGCGGUUUUAUUUGUGCUCAAGUCGUUGUUGGUGAUGAAACUUUUGGGGAUCGAGCUUCCGCUUGAAGUAUGGAAAAUUGUGAUUGCUUACGGGGUGGUUGGCACGCUUCUCUACUUGACAAUAUUCAAAGGCACAGAAAUUGCAGCCUCUAUCGAGGAGCACUUUCCUGAGAAUAACCAGGUUCGCCAACCAUGGGUGAUCAGACCCAUUUUGGUGCUAGGCAAGGUAAUGAGGUUUACCAGUCGUGCCACCUCUGGGGUUUCGAGAUCGAUCGGGAACGAGGUCAUCCACGUGCUAGUUGCAAGGACGAGAGACUUCGAGUAUAUUCUUGACAGCCGCCAGGGCGGUGCAUGGUCGCGCUGGUGGUACAGGGUACGUGAUGGUGGUGCCAAUGCAUGGAAAGACGCCCUCAUGUGGGGCGUGACGUUUCUCCCCGAUUGGGACCAGCGCAUCGUGGAGUUGACGGAAGCAUGGAGAAAAGACGAGAUGGCAGAAUUGGAACGUAGGGUCGAUUUGGAGGCCCAGCUG
Messenger RNA from Suhomyces tanzawaensis NRRL Y-17324, 2106 nucleotides. RefSeq names its product Fgr34p (gene FGR34). The annotation marks the transcript as partial. The record is from RefSeq and is a predicted model, not a curated record. The transcript has a single exon. Lineage: Eukaryota; Fungi; Ascomycota; Pichiomycetes; Serinales; Debaryomycetaceae.